AUGAGUAUUAUACCAGCUAGUGAUGCACCUAUUCAAAAUUUUGAACAAAUCGAUCAAUCAUUCAUGUAUACACAACUACUCAAAGAUAUUGUAUUCGAAUUUAGAUAUGAUGAACAACUCUUAAAAGUUCUGAUUGCCUUUUGUCGUACUCAGUAUACCGGCAAUAGUCACGAAUUGAAUACUAUCGAUAAAUUCGAGCAAGAAUAUGAACUUCAUUCGCCUGUAUGGUGGUAUACUUACGCAGGUUUCCUCUAUCCCAUGCUCAAUCGAGCUUUGCGCGCUCAAGAACUUGAUACAAUUCUUAUGAUGGGUUUUUUUAUUCGAGCUUUACAUGUACAAAUCGAACAACUUCACGCAGAACAAUCGAAUGAUCGUCACGUACAAGUACUUACUGUUUAUCGAGGUCAAGGUAUGUCAAAUACUGAAUUCGAGAAGAUAAAGAAAAGUCAAGGCGGUCUUCUUUCGUUUAAUAAUUUUUUAUCGACAAGCAUCGAUCGAGAUGUCUCUUUUCUGUUUGCGGAAAGCAAUGGAAUGAAUCCAGACUUAACAGGAAUUCUCUUUAAAAUUAUUAUUGAUUCAUCGAUAUCAUCGACUCCUUUUGCUCUUCUUAACAAUGUUAGCCAUUAUAAUGAUUCAGAAAAGGAAAUUCUAUUUUUGAUGCAUACUGUUUUCCGUAUUGGUGAAAUCAAACGAUUAAACAACAGUGAUCAAGUAUGGCAGAUAGAUCUUACACUGAUGAGUGACAAAGAUCAACAACUUAGUGCUCUUAUUCAACUCAUUCGAGACGAAACAAGAGAAUUACCAGGAAUUCAUCGAUUGGGGUUAAUUCAUUGUGAUGAAGAGAAUUUAACAACGAAAGAACAAAAUCAGGUUCAACAUGAAGGUUGA
Messenger RNA from Rotaria sordida, 888 nucleotides. Lineage: Eukaryota; Metazoa; Rotifera; Eurotatoria; Philodinida; Philodinidae. The record is from the annotation of a GenBank genome assembly.